Malassezia japonica is the source of this 1770-nucleotide messenger RNA. RefSeq lists its product as uncharacterized. Gene Ontology annotation, molecular function: serine-type exopeptidase activity; dipeptidyl-peptidase activity. Gene Ontology annotation, biological process: proteolysis. The transcript has a single exon. The record is from RefSeq and is a predicted model, not a curated record. The coding region runs from base 1 to 1770 and encodes 589 amino acids. NCBI's taxonomy places the organism in Eukaryota, Fungi, Basidiomycota, Malasseziomycetes, Malasseziales, Malasseziaceae.
AUGCGCGUCGCCGGGUGGGGAGCGGGCCUGCUCGCGUGUGCCGUCGCUGUGGCUGCGUCGAGCGAUGUCGAGCGCAAAAUUCGCCGCCAGGAAGCCCUGCUGAUGGCGCCGGGCAUUCGGGGUGCGCCGCAGAUCCACGCAAGCAUCACCGCGCACCUCGACGCGCUGCGUGCGUCGGUCGAGGCGCCGGGCGAGGCGCUCAUUGUGCAGAUGCCGGCGAGCACGCAGCCGCGCAAAUCCAAGGCGAACUACACUCAAAAGAGCGUUACGCAGCCGCUCGACCACUUUGAUGGGACGACAAACGUGACGUUUGAGCAGCGCUACUUCUUGUCCAUGCAGUGGUACGAGGAGGGCGCGUCGCUGCGCAACAAGACCGACGACGGCCGCGAGAUCGUGCCGGUGAUUGUGUACGAUGGCGGCGAGACGACGAUCGACGAGCGCCUCAACGUGCUCGAUCACGGCAUCGUCGAGAUCCUCGCCAAGGCAACAGGCGGCGUAGGGAUCGUGCUCGAGCAUCGCUACUACGGCACCUCGCACCCGAACCGCACCGAGCUGGGGCCGGGCACAGACUGGGGCGUCGACCAGCUCCGCUGGCUCGACACGCGCCAGUCGCUCGAGGACUCGGCCGCGUUCGUGCGCAAGCUCAAGCUACAGGGCGUGCCGGACGAUGCAGAGCUGCGCGUGAUCUACUACGGCGGCUCGUACGCGGGCGCGCGCGCUGCUUUCGUGCGCGAAAUGUACCCCAACGAGAUCCACGGCGCGAUUGCGAGCUCGGCUGUGGUCGCCGCGGUAGUGAAUCUGCCCGAGUACUUUUACGCCGUCGCACGCGGCGCCGAGCCGCAGUGCUCGCAGGCGCUGCAGACAGCCGUCGCGGCAAUCGACCGUAUCAUUACACCGCACCCUGCGCUCGGCUCGCACCAGAAGGAGGUGAACGAGACGCAGACGAAUGCACUCACGGCGCUCUUUGGCCUGCAGAACGUCUCAUCGCUGAACGACUUUGCAAACCUGCUCACGCUCCCCCUCGGUGCGUUCCAGACCCUGAGCUGGCUCCAGGACGGCAAGCCGACGGCGUGGAGCGAGUUCUGCGACACACUGUCGAACCAGACGGCGAUUGACCAGACGCGUUCUAAGUUCCACGAGGAGCUCGCGUUGCUUGGACCGCUGCCGCCAUCGGUGCUGGGCUACGCCAGCUACAUGCGGGACGAGGUCGGUGGCCACUGCCGCAAAGGCCACUGCAUGACACAGGACCCCGAGGCCUUCCGCAACGACCACGGCCGCCUGAGUACCAACAAGGCGUGGCAGUUCCAGAUCUGCAACGAGUAUGGCUACUACCAGGUGGCGCCGCCCGUGGCGAACGUGUCGCAUAUCCCCCCGAUCCCCUCUGGCCCCAAGAUUGUCUCGUGGCGCAUUGACGAGGACUUUAUGAGCAUCAACUGCCGCGAGGGCUUCACACCUGGCAAGCACUUUACGAUCCCUGCGCGGCCCGACGUGAGUGUCGUGAACCGCAUCGGCAACAUGGGCCUGCACCCCUCGCGCCUUGCGCUGAUCGACGGCCAGUACGACCCGUGGCGCCCCAUGACGCUGCACAGCGACGAGUACGCGUACGGCGGCAACCGCGACGACACGCUCGACCGGCCGUUUAAGCUGAUCCCCAACUGCUGGCACCACUGCGACUCGGACGGCCUCGCGGACCCGUCCAAGGAGCCGCCGCGGAUCCAGGAGAUCCACAAGGCGCAGAUUGCGUUUGUGCAGCACUGGCUGAAUGCGUAA